This is a messenger RNA of Manis pentadactyla (Chinese pangolin), 1371 nucleotides long. RefSeq names its product renin (gene REN). The transcript is spliced from 10 exons. NCBI's taxonomy places the organism in Eukaryota, Metazoa, Chordata, Mammalia, Pholidota, Manidae. The record is from RefSeq and is a predicted model, not a curated record. Gene Ontology annotation, biological process: angiotensin maturation. Gene Ontology annotation, molecular function: aspartic-type endopeptidase activity. Bases 118 to 1323 code for a protein of 401 amino acids.
GCUGCAACCACCCGAGUGUGGAGCACGUAAAAGGAGAAGAGUUCUGAGAGCUUCACGGCUUCAGCGGGUCCCAGAGAGAGCGGGGAACCCAGGCGCAGCACAGCUCAACGGAGCAGAAUGCCUCGUUGGGGCCUCCUGCUGGUGCUCUGGGGCUCCUGCACCCUCGGCCUCCCUGCAGACCCCAGCGCCUUCAGACGGAUCUUCCUCAAGAAAAUGCCCUCAAUCCGGGAAAGCCUGAGGGAGCGAGGCGUGGAUAUGGCCAGGCUCGGUGCUGAGUGGAGCCGGUCCGCCACGAGGCUCUCCUUUGGCAACAGCACCGCCCCCGUGGUCCUCACCAACUACCUGGAUACCCAGUACUAUGGCGAGAUCGGCAUCGGUACCCCAUCCCAGACCUUCAAAGUCGUCUUUGACACGGGCUCAGCCAACCUCUGGGUGCCGUCCUCCAAGUGCAGCCCUCUCUACACGGCCUGUGAGAUUCACAGUCUCUACGACUCCUCGGAAUCCUCCAGCUACAUGGAGGAUGGAACGGCAUUCACCAUCCACUACGGAUCUGGGAAGGUCAGAGGCUUCCUGAGCCAGGACAUGGUCACAGUGGGUGGAAUCACGGUGACACAGACAUUUGGAGAGGUCACGGAGCUGCCCCUGAUACCCUUCAUGCUGGCCAAGUUUGAUGGGGUCCUGGGCAUGGGCUUCCCUGCACAGGCUGUUGGCGGAGUCACCCCUGUCUUUGACCACAUCGUCUCCCAGGGGGUGCUAAAGGAGGACGUCUUCUCUGUCUACUACAGCAGAAAUUCCAAGGAUUCCCACUUGCUGGGCGGGGAGAUCGUGCUGGGAGGCAGCGACCCCCAGUACUACCAAGGGAAUUUCCACUACGUGAGCAUCAGCAAGACUGGCUCCUGGCAGAUCAGAAUGAAAGGGGUGUCUGUAGGGUCGGCCGCCUUGCUCUGUGAGGAGGGCUGCAUGGCAGUGGUGGACACUGGUGCGUCCUACAUCUCAGGUCCCACCAGCUCCCUGAGGCUGCUCAUGGAGAACCUGGGGGCCAAGGAGCUAAGCACCAAUGAAUAUGUUGUGAACUGUAACCAGGUGCCCACACUCCCUGACAUCUCCUUCCACCUCGGGGGCAGGGCCUACACGCUCACCAGUGCGGACUAUGUAUUACAGGACCCCUACAGUACUGACGAUCUGUGCACACUUGCGCUCCACGGUCUGGACAUCCCACCACCCACUGGGCCUGUGUGGGUCCUGGGUGCCAGUUUCAUCCGCAAGUUCUACACAGAGUUUGAUCGGCAUAACAAUCGUAUUGGCUUCGCCUUGGCCUGCUGAGGCCCUCUCCUACCCAGGUGGUCCUUGCCCUCAUCUGUAGCCCAGAGA